GCAAGCGGCUAGUGCACGCCCACGACGAACAUGGCGACAUUGCUGUUUUUCGAGCCUCGCCGAAUGCGGCACUGGGACCCGUGGUCUGGGCUGGCGGGGUCCGAGGGCUGCACCUGGAGCCCGCGCGUCCACGGGCCGCAUCGGGCGCUGAAGCGGCAUCUCCGCCAGGCGCUGGAGCCGACGGCAACGAAGCGACUCUGCCGCCACGAGGAAAAACAGCGGCCGGAAGCGAGGGGUUUCCGGCUGGUGGUCGACGCCGCUGGGUACCGGCCGGAGGAGGUAAACGUUCGGCGGUCGGGCAGGGUGGUGACGGUGCGUGCUCGUCACAAGGAGCGCUCAGCUGGCAGCUUCGUAUCCAGCAAGAUGGUGCGGAAGGUGACGCUGCCAGAAAGCGUGCGGGCCGACGACCUGACCUGGAGACUCAGCCGGUCAGGUCAGUUGGUGCUGGAGGCGCCGGCGGUCGAUCCGCUGGCACUGGAGGCGAAGACGGUGAAGGUGACGUACGACGAUCUGGACUCAUGCGUCGUGGAAGAUAAGCAGAUUGAAGUUCCAGCCGCUCGGUCCGAAGAGAGAGACGCGGAAGCGGCAGUGGAUGCUGAUGCCGCUGCUUCGAGCGAGUGCUCUGAAAAAGAAGGCAUUCACGAGUGCGAGCGGGGCGCUGUAGACCGUGCUGCAUCGCCAGAGGUAGAAGAUGCCGCCGAGCAGGUGGCCGCAUAUCAUCCUGCACAGGAUGCAAGUACAACGCAAGCUGCUCCGACUGAAGAUCACCAACCGGAUGCCGGAAACGUGGCUGAUGCCACUGAUGAUUGUGAAGCCGAAGACGAAGCCGCUGCCGACCACCCGGCGCCUGAGCCGGAAGGCACCGCCUCCACGACUUCCGAGUCAGAAGACAGCGAGGUCGUGGUCCUGAAAGAGGAUGACGCAGAGGAAGCUGGAGACGUCGCGGAACGGCGCCAGAAAGCCGACGAUAUUGCGGCGCGGCAUCAGAGCGCUGCGGACGUGCCAGGGCGGCGCCUGGAGGACACGUUCCGGCUGACCCUGGACGUACGGGACUUCCUGCCGCAGGAGGUCCGCGUCACCGUCAGGGACAGCGUGCUGACGGUGGAGGCUGUCCGCGAAACGCGAGCGGAGGAUGGGAGCACGAUGGUCCGCUUCAUGCGCAGGGCUGCACUUCCCCCUGGUGCCGACCCUGACGCCGUGACCUCCCGCCUCACGCGCGGCGGUCAGCUGGUGGUCGAGGCUCCGGUUGCAACGGCGCAUGCGCUGAAGGGCUCUGCCCCCGGCGCGUGAUGGCAAUGGUGACAUCAGCGACUUUUAAGACUUACGAAUUGCGUUCGAGAGGCAUUUUCUGUACGCAGGUUAUGUCUUUGUAGCAAAGUUAACGCCUUAUUUUGUCAUGCGUUGGCGGCGGCCCGUUGAUGAUGCAUGGCAUUUUGAUUACACUUCUGCAUUACAAAUAUUUCGUUCUAAGGUAAAUCGUUAUAUGUUUAUUUCUGGCCAUUUGUGUUUUUAAUGUCAUUUUAUUCGUCUUCUCAUGCGGAUGCUCAAACCAAUAGUUGAAAUUCUCACAAACUCUUAGCUGAAAGAAAGUGCUAAAAGCUUGUAAAAAUAUCAACUGAUUGUGUAAAUAGCCGCAUCCAACAGGAGUACCAGGAUCAGGUGACAUAAAAACCAACAUGGCCAGAAAUUAACAUAUGGGGUUUUACCUUUGGACGGCAGAAAUGUGCUGACGUCUUACCUUCAAUCCAGAAUGUUGCGUCGGCUUCUAUCGUUGUGAUGCACGUCGAAUAAUGAUGGUGAUGCUGCUCACAUCGGUUUCGCGUCUGAGUGAUGUUUAUUGGCCACCACUUGCGAAUGUGUAAAUACAUAUCAGAAUACGA
Messenger RNA from Pollicipes pollicipes, 1880 nucleotides. RefSeq lists its product as uncharacterized. Gene Ontology annotation, biological process: protein refolding; response to heat. Gene Ontology annotation, cellular component: cytoplasm; nucleus. The coding region runs from base 31 to 1290 and encodes 419 amino acids. The record is from RefSeq and is a predicted model, not a curated record. The transcript has a single exon. NCBI's taxonomy places the organism in Eukaryota, Metazoa, Arthropoda, Thecostraca, Pollicipedomorpha, Pollicipedidae.